AUGAUCCAGACCCGUUCGCCCCCUUCAGGCAGAGAAGAUCCCCAAACUUGCCAGAUCAGUGUUGUGCUCUCUUUCCUUCAAGAGAAGCUCGAUAGCAGGCUGCCGCCCUCCACUCUCAAGGUUUACGUUGCCACCAUCUCCGCUCUCCACGACGCGGUGGCUGGCGGCACCAGACCAUUCACAUGCACUCAGUGUGGGAAGAGUUUCAGCCAAUCAUCAUACCUUAAUGAACACAUGAUGAUCCACAUAGGAGAGAAACCAUUCACAUGUACUCAGUGUGGGAAGAGUUUCAGCAAAUCAUCAUCGCUUUAUAGACACAUGAAGAUCCACACCGGAGAAAAACCAUUCAUAUGCACUCUGUGUGGGAAGAGUUUCAGCCAAUUAUCAUCCCUUAAUCUACACAUGAGGAUCCACACUGGAGAGAAACCAUUCACAUGCACUCAGUGUGGGAAGAGUUUCAACCAAUCAUCAAACCUUUAUCUACACAUGAGGAUCCACACUGGAGAGAAACCAUUCACAUGCACUCAGUGUGGGAAGAGUUUCCGCCAAUCAUCAUCCCUUAAUCUACACAUGAGGAUCCACACUGGAGAGAAACCAUUCACUUGCACUCUGUGUGGGAAGAAUUUCAUCCACUCAUCACACCUUAAUCAACACAUGAUGAUUCACACUGGAGAGAAACCAUUCACAUGCACUCAGUGUGGGAAGAGUUUCAGGAUAUCAUCAUCGCUUUGUAGACACAUGAUGACCCACACGAUAGAAAAACCAUUCACAUGCACUCAGUGUGGGAAGAGUUUCAGCCAAUCAUCAUACCUUAAUAAACACAUGAGGAUCCACACUAGAGAGAAACCAUUCACUUGCACUCAGUGUGGGAAGAGUUUCAGCCAAUCAUCACACCUUAAUCUACACAUGAUGAUUCACACUGGAGAGAAACCAUUCACAUGCACUCAGUGUGGGAAGAGUUUCAUGAUAUCAUCAUCGCUUUGUAGACACAUGAUGACCCACACGAUAAAAAAAACAUUCACAUGCGCUCAGUGUGGGAAGAGUUUCAGCCAAUCAUCAUAUCUUAAUAAACACAUGAGGAUCCACACUGGAGAGAGUCCAUUCACAUGUUCUCAUUGUGGAAAGAGUUUCAGCCACUUAUCACAUUGUAAUAAACACAUAAAGAUCUCUCGGUGUGAGAGAGUAUGUGUGCUUUGAGCAGAGUUGAAACGGCACCAGAGGAUUCACACUGGAGAAAAAACGUACAAGUGUUCACAGUGCAGCAAAAGGUUUACUCACUCAGGAACCCUGAAAACACAUGAGAGGAUUCACACUGGAGAGAAACCGUAGACAUAAUCAGUGUCUUCAGUUUCACUCAUUCUGGGCAGCUUCAGAGACACAUGGGAUGGUUUCUGGUAUGGUGUCGACAGUGUAGCAGCCUAGAAAGAGCACUACCAUACACACAGGCAUUAAUCCCUCUUUUUACAUCAUAUAUGAUAACCUAAACCAUAUUUAUAUAACAUGGAGGGGGACAAAAACAAAAAGGCUAAGACAAAACAAACAUUGAAACCUGAAAAAAAAUGGAAAUCCACAGAUGAAAAAUCUGAGACAGACGGGAUAGCUGAUAGCCUGUCAGCUUGCAGUGCAGCAAUACAUACAGACAUCAAAACUUUCCGGAUGGAUAUAAAAUCCGAUUUAACCACCUUCCAAGAUUCUCUCACAAAAGACGUGAAAAUGGAACUAAGUAACUUUAAAUAAGAAGUCUAUCAAAAACUUUAUGGCCUCAUUACGGACCUUAACACAACGGCAGAAAAGGUCAACGAAGCGGAGCAGCGAGUUGGAGAAUUUAAGAAGAACGUUGCUGAGAUGAAAGAAAUGCUCAAAUCAUCCAAAUUCAAGAAAAUUUACAAGAGAAACUGUAAAAUCUAGAAACACUCUCCCGUAGCAAUAAUAUUCUGAUUUUUGGCAUCCCGGAAGGAAGCGAAGGGAAUAAUAUCCAAGACUUGAUGGAAACGAUUAUUAAAAUGGUGCUGUUACUUGAUGAAUUGGACCUUAAAAUCCAACAGUGUCACCGGGCACUCAGACCAAAACCACCUGCUGACGCACAGCCUAGAUCAGCAGUGGUAUUCUUCCUGGAAUACAAAACAAUGAACCUGGGGCCUCAUGUAUCAACACAAAAACCUAAAAUCUUUGCUUUACUAAUGAUGAAAUUAAUGUGGGAAUGUGUGCAGAUCCACCCAACUUCAUGCCUGGCGUAUGCACAUUUCUUGUGUGUGUUUGUUUUAUUUCCAUUGGUGACUCCUAGAGGCAGUUGUGCUAAAUUGCUCUCUACAAAGUGUCUUUGAGCCGUGCAAUGGCAGCUGUAUGAGACAGGUUCAUCUGCAUGUCUAGCAGGUAUAUAAGUGUAACAUAUAUGCUGGAGAUAAACAUUUCGUUCAACAUUC
This is a messenger RNA of Danio rerio (zebrafish), 2423 nucleotides long. The record is from RefSeq and is a predicted model, not a curated record. NCBI's taxonomy places the organism in Eukaryota, Metazoa, Chordata, Actinopteri, Cypriniformes, Danionidae.